Molecule: messenger RNA, 750 nt
Organism: Vicia faba (fava bean)
Lineage: Eukaryota; Viridiplantae; Streptophyta; Magnoliopsida; Fabales; Fabaceae
Source: the annotation of a GenBank genome assembly
AUGAAAUCUCUCAAAUUUCUUCUCAUUUUCACAGCCGUUAUUUUCAUUGCGUUGGGAUUCAAAUCCUCUCUUCCAUUAGCCACCACUCACCUCCAUCUCCUAUGGACUUUCUUCCUUCUAUGCUUCACUCCUCCAUACCUCUUCUUUACCCUCAACGCCAUCAUCAUCUCCAUCCUCGCUUCCUCCAACUUCCACCAAUCCCAAACCCAACCAAACCAUCCAAUUCUGGACCCCACUAUUCUCGUCUCAAACACCGUCCUCCUGGACGAUUCACCCGCGUCCAAAGAUCAAGAAAUUGACCAAGUAACGAAAACAAUCGACCUCGGAAAUUCGCCACCGAUCGAUAAACCUCUCGUUUCUUCCAGGUUCAUUCACCGGAAGCCUCUUAAAUCCACUCCCGAAGGUGGGAAAUCGUUGAAGGUGGCCGCGAAGCAAAAACGGCACGAGACGUUGGAGAGCACGUGGAAGGCGAUAACGGAGGGCCGGUCAAUGCCGUUAAGUAGACACAUCAAGAAGUCUGACACGCGGCAACACCGUUAUGAAGUUGACCCACAUCAACCAGAAGAUUCUGUCGGCGAUUUGAACUUGAACAAGACUGUGAGGCUGAGAAAAGAACCGUCGCUGAGUCAAGACGAGUUGAAUAAACGAGUGGAAGCGUUUAUAAGAAACUUCAAUCACCAAAUGAGGUUGCAAAGAGAAGAAUCAUUAUUGAAUCACUACAAGAACAACAUUAACCGUGGCGCUAUUUAG